Molecule: messenger RNA, 3971 nt
Organism: Cimex lectularius (bed bug)
Lineage: Eukaryota; Metazoa; Arthropoda; Insecta; Hemiptera; Cimicidae
Gene: RhoGAP93B
Product: rho GTPase-activating protein 39
Exons: 21
Coding region: 361-3630 (1089 amino acids)
Biological process (GO): signal transduction
Cellular component (GO): cytoskeleton; cytoplasm
Molecular function (GO): protein binding; GTPase activator activity
Source: RefSeq, a predicted model, not a curated record
GUGCCCACAGUGGCAAGUGAAAAGUUCGAAAACUCCUCGAAAGCCCUCCGACCGUUUCGUGGCCCUAGAUGGCGUUGCUCGAUCCCGUUUCACACCGAUUAUUCCCCUCUCGGGACCAGGAUCGCCGACCCUCGACCGUGUAAAUCCAGCAGAGAUUAAAACAGCGACGUCUCGACUAACAAUCGAGACCGUACGUGCCAGGGUUCGGCGGACCGUCCGACCCAAGAGGCCUUGGCCUGAUAAGGACGGGGUGGUCCAUCGUUGAAAAUGGCCGUCGGCAGCAACAGCAUCGGUUCGUCACACCUCUGACCGGAGCCCGGGGGCCGUGUGUUUUCAUGUUCUGAAACCAGCUGGAAGAGGAUGUCGAGCGAAAAGGUGGAAUGGGUCGAAAUAAUCGAGCCCAAGACGAAGGAGCACAUGUACGCCAACCUGGCGACUGGCGAGUGCGUCUGGGAUCCACCCGCCGGCGUGCCUGUAAAAAAGACUGAUAACAAACAAUGGUGGGAGCUUUUCGACCACAACACAGGCCGCUUUUACUACUACAAUGCGACGUCGCAGAAGACAGUAUGGCACAGGCCGCAGAACUGCGACAUCAUACCUCUCGCCAAGCUGCAGACCCUGAAGCAAAACACCGAACCCGUCGUCCCCGAGGAUGGAAACGACGUGAGCUCGACGGCAAGCUCUAGAAAGUCGAAAGAGAGCGUCGCAACGCAAACCCCGGGACGGUCCAUCCGAACCCUACCCCCUACGAACAUUAAGUUGAAUGAUAUAUUUUGUGGGAAGGCCGGGACGAGGGCGGUCAACAGCGCCGACAAGGCGAGCGAGGAGGAGUCGGCCGGGAGCCCGAGGACGUCGCGGCCGCACCACCACCACCAUCACCAUCACAGACACGGCGAAGGCUGCAGGUCUGGUGACGCGUCGAGGAACAGCCGCAGGAGCAGCCAGAGCUCUUGGAGGCGCAAUGCCCAAUCCCAGGUUACUAAAGAUUCGGGGAGGUCUUCAGAUUCGAGUAGCGUAUCAUGCCGCCAUCAGGAUAACAACACCAUGAACACGACGCCUUCGACGACGACAACACCUGGCGGCACUGUGUCCAUCAUUCCCGGUGUCACCAAACCGUCACUCGCUCCAUCGCCGUCGACCCCUCUGUUGAAAAAGCGGUCACCUGGUUCGAGCACGAAAGCCAAUAGCUUCGACACGAAUAUAAGCAUAGGUGGCGGUUACAGCCUCGGGCAGGAGAACAGAUCGACGAGCCGGCCGCAGAGAAUUCUGACCGGGAGCUCGUCGAACCACGGAAUAUCGAGGUCGCAGUCCUUCGCCCAGAAGCAGAGCACGGCUGUACCCGCCGAGGAGGAAGAGGACUCGAUGCACGAGAAGUAUUUCAUGUCCGGAAGGCGCUCCGUCGACAGCCCUAUGGAUAAAGAAAGCUCAGCCCUGAAGAAUCUCUCUGUGUCGAAGCUCAGCCCUGAAUACUCAAAUUUUAUUCCACCGCCUUUGAAAUUGCCUUCAGAUAAAAUUUCAUUGAGAGAUGUGAACAGCGAUGUAGAAGAGACGAACGGCGCUUGGGGCGUGAGCAGUUUCAAAAAGAGUGAAAGCAACUCUGACCAGGGUUCGACGCUCGACUCGAAACGUCUCAACCUUGCCCAGCUCGGCCAAGGUGUCGAAAACAUCGAUCGUAACAAGUCGAUCGAGGAGUGGCGCAGCAACGUCCCACUCGAGCCGCACAUACUCCCGCUCCACCAUUACAUACUCGAGCAGGCCAAGAUGUCAGGAUGCUACAGGUUCGGAGAGUUGCCUGAGGAGGAUGGUGAUGAGGACUCAUCAGUCGAAGAGGAUGAUGAUGGCCUACCGCGUGGAAGGGACUAUGACUCGGAUGAGUUUGCGGACGAUGAGGCUGUGCUGAGCAACCAGGACGAUUCGUCAUCGCGUGAGUUCAUACCGGAUGACAACCCGCCGUUGACGCCGCCUUGCCUCCAGCCGCCCGGAUACCAGCAGGGCAACCACACGUAUAUGAACGCCGGGCUCGGCGGUUACAUCCAGCCGCCGCACUACUCAGAUGCAGCCGACUACGCUGAAACGCCUUCGAUCAUAGAUCACAAUUCAAGCCUUUAUUGCAACACUAGGGUCUCCCAGCAUACUGUACGACCGAUAACUUCUGGGAGUGAAAGAGUUCCCACCGUACCGCUCGAGACGCAACACACUUCCCUGAAAAGGAUGAAAGAGCCGUCACCUCCCCAACAGCCCCUCUACUCACCGAUCCUUGAAAGAUCUGAGUAUUUUUAUUUUUAUUAUUUUCCAAAGUCGGCCGACGGUCGAAUUACAUCGGCCCAGUCUUUACCAAGUAGCCCCUCCCCGAUGUCGGCGACGUUGCAGUACGAACAGUUGUCGCGGUUAGUCUUAAACAGGGAGAGGAAGCUUCCAAGUGAUAGUGAUAUAGAAAAAUAUGCUCAAGAUAAUUUAAAUAUACAUAAAAAAGGUAUAUUCAGGAAAAAGUUCUCUGUGAGGGAGUUGCUGUCAUGGUCAAAGGAUCCGAUACGGAAGCCGAUGCUUGUCCUCUCGGAUAAAAACCUCAAGAAGGAAGCAACCGAGGUGUUCAAGAUGGUCCAGAUGUACAUGGGCGACCGCAAGGCAAAGCAGGGCGCCACGCAAGAGUCGGUCCUACUUGAGGUGUGCAACCUGGCUCACCAGAAGGCGGCGCUGCGGGACGAGCUGUACAUACAGAUUUGCCGGCAGACGACCGAGAACCCGAGGAAAGACAGCCUACGGAAAGGAUGGGAACUGAUGGCGAUCUGCCUCUACUUCUUUCCUCCUUCGCCGAAAUUCCAGUCUUACCUUGAAGGUUACAUGAACAAACAUAGGGACAAUUCUUAUGACAAAUUUCCGGAGGUCGGUAAAUGGCCUAUCCACGUUCAGGUGAGCCAUUAUGCGAGCGUAGCGUGCAAGAGGCUCGAGCGGAUCGGGUCGAACGGGAAAAGGCCGGUUCGAAAGCCGACGCUCGAGGAGAUCGAACAGGCUCGGGUGCAGAUCUUCAGGCCGAGCAUGUUCGGCUCGACGCUGGAAGAAGUGAUGGAACUGCAGAAGGGUCGUUUCCCGCAUUACAAGCUGCCCUGGGUCCAGACGACGCUUUCCGACGAGGUGCUCAGGCUCCAGGGGACACACACAGAAGGUAUAUUCCGAGUCUCGGCCGACAUGGAUGAGGUGACCAGCCUCAAACAGCAGCUUGACAAAUGGGAAAGGCCAACUGAGUACACCGAUGCGCACACGCCAGCCAGCCUUCUAAAACUCUGGUAUCGAGAGCUUUACGAACCUCUCAUACCCGACAACCUGUACGAGGACUGCAUAUCGUGCCACGAUGAUGCCGAACAAGCUGCAGCCAUCGUUGAAAACUUACCACACCUCAACAAAAUGGUCCUGGCAUACCUAAUACGCUUCCUACAGAUUUUCGCCAGGCCUGAAGUGGUUGCCGUCACGAAAAUGGACGCGAGCAACCUCGCCAUGGUGAUGGCGCCCAACUGUCUAAGGUGCUAUUGUCAAGAGCCGAGGGUGAUGUACGAGAACGCCCGCAAGGAAAUGGCGUUCAUACGUACGCUCAUACUCAACAUGGACACGGCGUUCAUGACUGGUAUACUGUAGUCGGCGGUGGCGUGGACGAGACCGUAUUUAUGCUUGUUCAUUUUUUCCUCUUCAUCUUUUUUCCUUUUUUUUCGGUAAAAGAAAAAAAAAUUGAGAAAAAACUUUUUUCAAAGAGGAAGAUAUUAAAAUAACAAAAACAAAAAACUUACCAAUUCUAGUACAUACCAAAGCAUAGGUUGUAAGGCUCGAUUUUUAUUAUUAUUUAUAAGACAAGAGUUUUCAUCUUAAAAGCGUUUAAGAAAAAAAGUAAUAAUAAAAUAAAUAUAUUAAAAAAAAGUAUAAAUGGAUUUUUAACAGUGAAAAAAAUAUAGUCGUAUAAGAAGUUAAGAAAGUUUAUAAAC